Molecule: messenger RNA, 3029 nt
Organism: Blepharisma stoltei
Lineage: Eukaryota; Ciliophora; Heterotrichea; Heterotrichida; Blepharismidae
Source: the annotation of a GenBank genome assembly
AUGGUGAGAAAGCCUACUCGCGACCCUAGAGAAUAUAAACACAUAACUCUUCCUAACCAGCUUCAAGCAAUCCUCAUAUCCGAGCCAGAAUCUGAAGGUCAAGCUGCAUGCUCUCUAACAGUGGGCGUCGGCUCUCUCAGCGAUCCUCAAGAUUUGCAAGGAUUAGCCCAUUUCUUAGAACACAUGUGCUUUCUUGGCACUGAAAAAUACCCAGACGAAAAAAGUUUCAGCCAAUUUAUAUCACAGCAUGGUGGAUAUUGCAAUGCAGAGACUAAAUGAGGGUCCACAAGUUUUUUAUUCUUUUUUAAAUUAAAUAAUUAUUUUCAAAAUUACUUUAAUUUUUUUUUAAAUAUUCAUAAAUUAGCACUUUAUUUGAAGUUGACCCAGAAGAACUUGAAGAAGCCCUUGAUAGAUUUGCUCAAUUUUUUAUUUCUCCGCUUAUAAAAGAAGAAUCUUCUAGCAGGGAAAUCCAAGCCAUUGAGGCUGAGUUUAAUGAAGUAAUACAAAACGAUGCUGUCAGAAGAGAGUCACUUUUUGGGUUUUCAUUGAAUUCUCAGCAUAAGAUAAACUCUUUUUCUUGGGGAAAUAUCAGAAGUUUGGCACAAAAGCCUAAUCUGCAUCAGGAGACGCUGAAUUUUCAUAGUCAAUUUUAUUCAGCGAAUAUAAUGACACUGUGUGUUUAUUCUCCUGGUAUUGAUAUGGAAACUUUAGAGUCUUGGGUGUCUGCGAAAUUUGCAGAAAUUCCUAACAAAAAUAUUUCUCCUUUAUACACAGACUUAGGAAUUCCUUCCGUCGAAAACAAUAAUAAAUAUUUUUGUAUUGUCCCUGUAAAAGACAUAAAAACCAUUGAUAUUACAUGAAUGGUGCCUCCGUUUUGAAGCUAUUAUACAUCGAGACCAGACUGCUAUUUAGAAAGUCUAUUAGGACAUGAAUCUAAAGGAAGUAUUUUAUAUUUUCUAAAACAAAAUGGACUGGCAACUGGCUUAAGUGCAGGGCCAUUUAUGGAGCAUACCCGAUCUUGAUUUUCUUUAGGAAUCCAAGUAAAACUUACCAAAAAAGGCUUGGAGCAGAUAUGGGCUGUUAUCAAUGCAAUUUUCACAUAUAUAAACUUGCUGAAAUCAUCAAAAACACCUUGCAUGUAUUUCUAUAACGAGCUAAAACAAAUGCAGGAGUUAGAAUUUGAAUAUUUUGAAAGAAUGGAGCCUGUUGAUUAUUGCUCAAAAAUAAGUGACGCCCUUCAGCAUUUCCCAGCAGAUAGAGUUUUGACUGCAGGAAUUUAUGAUUUAAUUGAAGAAUUAAGCUCAGAUGCAAUAAACCAUAUGCUUGAAUAUAUUAUGCCUUAUAUUUAUAAUUAUUUUUAAUAUAAUUUAUUAUUUAUCCAUUAUAUUAGGUCUUUCUAUCCAAAUCAAAAAUAAUUAUCUGCAUAUUCAUGUAUAAAAUAAAUAAUUUUGAAAGGGCGCGCAUUGAUAUAACUUCAAAUUUCUAUGAAAAUGAAGCCAAUAUGGUAGAAACAUGGUUCGGCACAAAAUACUGUAUAAAAGAUUUACCAGAAAUCCCUAACAGCCCAGAAAUUGCUGAAAAACUAUACUACCCAGCAGCAAAUGAAUUUAUCCCUACAAACUUUAAUUUAGUGAAAUUAGAAGAGCCAAAACCAGUAAAAGUCUAUAAUUCUGAUAUGGUAGAAGCUUGGUAUAACACAGAUAUUUCAUAUAGAGAUUCCCGUGCGAAUGCAUUUAUUGCUUUAUUUAUUCCAAAUUUCAGAUCCACAGCUCUACGCUCAGUGACUGUAGAUGUCAUAGCUGAAGUCUUACAAAAUGAUAUAAAUGAUGAGUUUGGGUACCAGGCAAGCUACGCUGGGUUUAAUAUCUCAAUUGAUGCUCUUGAUAACUGCUUUGAAAUCAAAGUCAAUGGAUUUGCAGAUAAGCUUGAAGCUUUAAUUGAAAAAAUAAUGGAAUAUAUUUAUACAUCGUAUCCUAAUGAAAAUUCUAUAAGACUUAUAAUAUGCUGUUAUAGGUGAAUAUAUAAUAAAAAAAAAAAUUACCAUUAAUUAGUUUAUUUUAUUGAUAAAUAGCAUAGAAAGGCUAAUCCAAAAAUACAAAAACGCUAACAUCGACCCAAAAGCUCACUCAAGAAAUGCACGACUUGUCUUUUUGCAGCACCAACAAUAUCUAGAAGAACAUAAAUUAGAAGUAAUCCAGCAGCUUGCAACAUCAGAAAUUACAUGCAACCUAGCCCAUGUAAAAGUUCUCAUAUAUAUGACCGGAAAUAUCCCUAAAAGUGACGUCUCAGAUUUAAGUGAAUUUACUGAAGGUUUAUUAUUUGCCGCUGAAGGCAAAAGAGUCAAAAAUUUUUCACCCAGAACUGUAAUGCUUCUUAGAGACCAAAUUUUAGAGUGAAAAUUAAAUGCAGUAGACCCAGCAAAUGGAUGCUCAGUCAUUGAAAUUUAUUACCAAUUUGGGACAGCUACAAUUGAAGAAAGGGCAAUGGCAUCUUUAUUAGAACAAAUUUUAGAUGAGGAUGCUUUUGAUGAGUUAAGGACUAAUCAGCAGCUGGGGUAUUAUGUGGCUGUUUCUUCGAGAAUGACUAGAGGAAUGUCAGGAUUUUUAAUCAAGCUUUGCUCAACAGAGUAUAAUCCUGACUAUUUAAUGGAAAAAAUUAACGAAUUUUUGAGAGAAAGCAAAGAAGAUUUAAGUGAAAAUUUCAAAGAGCAUAAAAAAGCAGUAAUUUCGAAGAAAAAAGAGCCUUUUCAUAGCUUAAACGACAAAAGUGAAUAUUUUUGGCAAGAAAUUCUGCAGAGGAAUUUUGAGUUUGACAGAAGGGAAAAGGAAAUUGAAUUUUUGAAAAAAUUGAAAAUUGAAGAUUUUAAUAAUUGGCUUACGGUGCAUAAGUUUAUUGAUAGGGCUUUUGUAGUCAAAGUUUAUGCAUCGAAAUGAGGAGAAGUUCGUGAUGAAUACUCAGAACAGCUGAAAACUGAUCCAGAUACAUUUAGAAGUCGAUAUCCAUGCUAUUCUUGGCUUCCUAUUAAUUAA